Penicillium bovifimosum is the source of this 753-nucleotide messenger RNA. Its product is annotated as RraA family protein. Lineage: Eukaryota; Fungi; Ascomycota; Eurotiomycetes; Eurotiales; Aspergillaceae. The transcript has 5 exons. The coding region runs from base 1 to 753 and encodes 250 amino acids. The record is from RefSeq and is a predicted model, not a curated record.
AUGGCUACACUAAACGAGCAACUGGAGACAUUGAUCAAGGAAUACUCUCCCUGCGAUGUCUCAGACGCUCUAAUCAAGCUGCAAAAGACGCCCGAAGGCAGCACGGCAAGAGCAGGAUAUCUCGCAGAUCUAGUCCCAUUCUCCCCAGUGACAGGCCGCAAUGAAACAACACCCAAAAUAGCCGCGCCAGCAACGACAUUCAAAUUCAUCCCAAAGAGCUCCAGCCCACCCCCACUCGCAACUGAAAACCCCGAAAAGCACGGCUUCCAACCAGGCAAGCACUGGGUCGACCAUGUCGGCUCAUACGCAGCCUCGGAUCCGUCUGGCGCCGGGUCCAUCGUCGUCAUCGAGCAGCCGGAGGGCCAGUACUGCGCCGUGACGGGUGGUAUUAUGGCGACUCGAAUGAAAGCGCUCGGUAUCAAGGCUACUGUUGUCGGAGGUCGGGUUAGGGAUUUGAGAGAAUUGCAGGCGACGGGGCUUCCGAUAUGGGCGCAGGCUACUUCUACUGUGGGGACUAAUGCGGAGGCGAAGGCUGGUGCUCGUGAUGUGCCGAUUUCGAUUGGGGGUGUGACUGUUUCUCCGGGUGAUAUCAUCUUUUGUGAUCCUUUGGAGGGAGUGGUGGCCAUUCCUCGCGAGCUCCUUGGCCAGGUGCUUGAACUCAUGCCUAAGCUGAUUGCUAUGGAUGAUCAGGCUAAGGAAGCUGUCGCUCAGGGGAUGAGUGUCACUGAUGCUUUCAAGAAGUUCCGCUCAUAG